Messenger RNA from Cylindrotheca closterium, 1470 nucleotides. The record is from the annotation of a GenBank genome assembly. Lineage: Eukaryota; Bacillariophyta; Bacillariophyceae; Bacillariales; Bacillariaceae.
AUGAAUGGUGACGAAGAAGAUCAUAGCAAUUUGAUAGGAAUUAGUAUUGAUCCUAUAGUAGCAGAUGAUUUGAAUAACAAUCAAAGGAAUGGCGGGACAAUCACGAUCAUGGACGAAUUGGAUGUUCCACGGGAGAUUGUCUUGCAACGCAUUCUAGAAUUGGUACACAGCAAGGUGGUUCGUCCAUUGUUUGUGCCUAGUUCGAAUAACUCUAAUGAUGGUGACGAUACUGAUGAUGAGGAUAAAACUACUAACCAGCACUCAGCAGCUCCCGAAAUGAUUGAAAUUGACAACAAAAGCUUUUAUCAUCUGUCCCAUUGCCGUUCAUUGACUUCCAUCCUAUUGGUGGCCUCCUAUUGUCAAAAGUUGUUACUUUCUAACCGGACCACUACAAUGCGAGAAGUUUACUAUUACUACGUCACUCAUUUUUUUCAUCAAAAGGAGUGCGACAAGGCCAUUUGGGAUUUGGCACGAAUCCUUCAGGUUUCCAGAUCGUCCUUGGGACUUUAUGCAUCACCCAAGGGAUGGUUUUGUGGAUGCAUUGAUUUAUUCAACCAGCAAGGAAAUCUGGUAUUGAAUGGUCGUGAAUUGGACAAUCUUCAUGGAAUGCCCAUUACGUCCACCAUUCACAAGCAACAUACCAACAUGGCAUCCCAUGACGCUCAAUUCAUUUUGGUCAUUGAAAAGGAGGGCGUCUACACUCGUUUGGCCGAAGACAAAUUCUUUUUGAGGGAGGCCUGCAUUUUGGUCACGGGCAAGGGAUUUCCUGACAUGGCCACCCGUCAAUGGGUCCGACAAAUGGCUUCCACUUUGCAAUUGCCAGUCUAUGGAUUGGCCGAUUGCAAUCCGUAUGGCAUUGCCGUCUUGCACUCGUAUCAAUAUCAAGAAUCCUAUGCUCAGCGUCAAGCUGCUACUACUGCUGCUGCUGCUGCUUCCAAUAGCAAUACUACACGCAAUACUACACGCAAUACUACUACAAGCGACAACAUGGAGGAACGACCAUUUGUCAUUCAAUGGUUAGGACUUCGACCCAGUCAACUCUUGUUGGAUCCCCAAUUGAACAACAACAACAAGUCCUCGGCCUUGCCUUCCAAUGUCUUUCAAGCCUUGACGGACCGGGACGCCAAACUCUUGCAAAAGUUUCAAUCCUGUGUUUUGGACCAAUAUCAUCCAUUUGUCCAAGAGGGACUCGACCCAGAGCAACGAUGGCAAGAGUUGGAAUUGUUGAACGAAAAGGUGGAAUUGGAAGCCUUGAAUUGGAAGGGAAUGGAUUUCUUGUCCCAAUGGGUCCAGAAUUUGGUUGUACAAGCCAAACAGAAGCAGAAGCAGCGGAAGACGAAUGCUGGAACAAUGCUAGCUCAACAUGGGGGUGGCGAGUUGCACAAUCCUAACCGCCAAUCGCAACCACCCCGUGCCAAGGAUGACAGUACUUCCGCAGAGGUGCGAAUGAAAUGGAACCAAAUCAUUUAG